AUGGAGAAAAAGAUUGAUCUGUGUAAUAAGUGUGGUAAAGCUUUCUUAUAUGCCAAUUAUUUUUGCAGGUAUGAAAACAGUCAUAGUGGAGAGAAACCCUCUGAAGAUAUUCAAUGUGCCUCUGCACAUCACAGUAAUCCCCAUACAUAUAAAAGAAUGUAUACUGGUGAGGAGCUCUAUGAAUGUAACCAAUAUGGUAAACACUGUGCAUAUAAUAGUGAUCUUCAAAAGUAUGAAAGAAUUCAUGUUGGACAGAAACCCCACAAAUAUAAUCAAUGUGAUAAAGCCUUUACAAACAAGAGUUGGCUCCUAAAACAUAAAAGAACCCAUACUGGAGGGAAAUCUCAUAAAUGUACCCAUUGUGGUAAAGCCUUUGCACGUUACAGUACUCUGCUGAUACAUAAAAGAAUUCACACUAGAGAAAAACCUUAUGAAUGUAACCUAUGUGGUAAAGCCUUUGUGUGUAACAGUCAUCUCCUAAAACAUAAAAGGACACAUACUGGAGAGAAACCUCAUGAAUGUAACCAUUGUGGUAAAGCCUAUGCAAAUAAUUGUACUCUAAUACUACAUAAACGAACACAUACUGGAGAGAAACCUUAUGAAUGUUACGAAUGUGGUAAAGCCUUUGCAAUUAACAGUGCUCUCCUAAUACAUAAAAGGAUGCACACUGGGGAGAAACCUUAUGAAUGUAACCUAUGUGGUAAAGUCUUCGUGUGUAGCAGUCAUCUUCUAAUACAUAAAAGGACUCACACUGAAGAGAAACCUUAUCUAUGUAACCAAUGCGGUAAAGCCUUUGCACAUAAGAGUAGUUUCCUAACACAUAAAGGAACACACACUGGAGAGAAACCUUAUCAAUGCAACCAAUGUGGUAAAGCCUUUGUAUGUUACAGUCAUCUCCUAAUAUGUAAAAGAACUCAUACUGGGGAGAAGCCUUAUGAAUGUAACCAAUGUGGUAAACACUUUGCGGAUAAGAGUUCCAGACAUAAUAGAAUUCACACUGGUGAGAAACCUUAUGAAUGUAACCAAUGUGGUAAAGCCUUUACACGUAACAGUGCUCUCCUCAUACAUAAAAGGACUCACACUGGAGAGAAACCUUAUGAAUGUAAACAAUAUGGUAAAGCCUUUGCACAGAACAGUCAUCUGGUAGUACAUAAAAGAACUCACACAAGAGAGAAAUCUUAUGAAUGUAUCCAACAGACACGUUAUGAAUUUAACCAAUGUGAUAAAGCCUUUUCAUGUAAUAGCAAUCUUCUAAGACAAAGGACACAUACUGGAGAGAAACCUUAUGAAUGUAACCAAUGUGGUAAAACUUUUGCUCUUCAGAAUCAUCUUCAAAGUCAAGAAAGAAUUCAUACUGGACAGAAAGACAAUGAGUGUGUUUAG
Molecule: messenger RNA, 1383 nt
Organism: Psammomys obesus (fat sand rat)
Lineage: Eukaryota; Metazoa; Chordata; Mammalia; Rodentia; Muridae
Product: zinc finger protein 260-like
Biological process (GO): regulation of DNA-templated transcription
Molecular function (GO): RNA polymerase II cis-regulatory region sequence-specific DNA binding; DNA-binding transcription factor activity, RNA polymerase II-specific
Source: RefSeq, a predicted model, not a curated record